Chelmon rostratus (copperband butterflyfish) is the source of this 8895-nucleotide messenger RNA. RefSeq names its product epidermal growth factor receptor substrate 15-like 1. Bases 16 to 2766 code for a protein of 916 amino acids. Gene Ontology annotation, molecular function: calcium ion binding; cadherin binding. The transcript is spliced from 25 exons. The record is from RefSeq and is a predicted model, not a curated record. Gene Ontology annotation, biological process: endosomal transport; endocytosis. Gene Ontology annotation, cellular component: cytoplasm; clathrin coat of coated pit; plasma membrane. NCBI's taxonomy places the organism in Eukaryota, Metazoa, Chordata, Actinopteri, Chaetodontiformes, Chaetodontidae.
GCAGCAACAGGGAAGAUGGCAGCCCUCACAUCUCUCACCCAGCUGUCCAGUGGGAACCCUGUGUAUGAAAGCCUGUACAGACAGGUGGAUCCUGGGAAUGCAGGGAGAGUAGGACCAACAGAAGCUGCAUUGUUCUUAAAAAAGUCUGGACUGCCUGACAUUACACUGGGAAAGAUCUGGGAUUUGGCUGAUCCUGAUGGCAAAGGCUAUCUGGACAAACAGGGGUUUUACGUAGCUCUGCGGCUGGUGGCCUGUGCUCAGAGCGGUCAGGAAGUCAGUCUGUCCAGCCUCAACCUCACAGUACCUCCCCCCAAGUUUAAGGACACCAGCAGUCCGUCUCUAAGCAGCACAGCUUCUGCCUCCGGUGAAUUACACUGGGCUGUCAGGCCCGAGGAGAAGAGUAAAUUUGAUGGGAUUUUUGAAAGUUUGGCCCCAGUUAAUGGCCUGCUGUCAGGAGAGAAGGUCAAACCAGUCCUAAUCAACUCUAAGCUACCUCUGGAUGUCCUUGGGAAGGUUUGGGACUUGAGUGACAUAGAUAAAGAUGGUCAUCUGGACAGAGAUGAGUUUGCAGUGGCCAUGCACCUGGUAUACCGAGCCCUGGAGAAGGAGCCUGUCCCUGCACUCCUCCCUGCUGCCCUCGUCCCUCCGUCUAAGAGAAAGAAGAGUCUGGGCUCAGUUGCCAGCUCUGUUCCUGGACUGCCUGCAAGCCCUCCACCACCAAAAGACUCACUGCGCUCCACACCCUCCCAUGGCAGCAUGAACUCACUCAACAGCACUGGCAGCCUGUCUCCAAAACACACACUCAAGUCUGGACAGCAUUCGGUGACCUGGGUGGUCCCAGUUUCAGACCGUGGUCGCUAUGACGACAUCUUCCUGAAGACUGAUGCUGAUCUGGACGGUUUUGUCAGUGGACACGAAGUAAAGGAGAUCUUCAUGCAGUCUGGACUUUCUCAGAAUGUCCUUGCUCAUAUAUGGGCUUUGGCAGACACAAGGCAGAUAGGUAAGCUGACCAGGGAGCAGUUUGCCCUUGCAAUGCACCUCAUCCAGCAGAAAGUCUGCAAGGGCAUUGACCCUCCACAGGCUCUGACUGCUGACAUGAUCCCCCCCUCUGAGAGAGGCACUCCUGUACCAAGUAUGUCAGGAUACAUGACCCCAGUGGGAUCAGAGAUGGCUGCUCUAUCUGAGAUGAGACGGGACAGCUCAAGUUCAGUGGGUUCAGGGGAAUUCACUGGCAUCAAAGAGUUGGAUGACAUCAGCCAGGAGAUAGCCCAGUUGCAGAGGGAGAAAUACACUCUUGAACAGGACAUCAAGGAGACAGAGGAGGCCAUCAGACAUAAGAGUGUAGAGGUGCAGGAGAUGCAGAAUGACCUGGACAGAGAGACAGCCAGUCUGCAGGAGCUGGAGGCUCAGAAACAAGACGCCCAGGACCGUCUGGAGGAGAUGGACCAGCAGAAACAUAAAUUAGAGGACAUGCUGAACGAAGUCCGGAUGAAGUGCCAGGAAGAGUCCCAGAUGAUCUCGAACCUCCAGAGUCAGAUUCACUCCCAGGAGUCGGACUUGCAGAGCCAGGAGGAAGAGCUUAGCCGGGCAAAGGCUGACCUGGGCCGGCUGCAGCAGGAGGAGAACCAGCUGGAGCAGAGCCUUGCUGCUGGCAAGAUCCAACUGGAGACCAUCAUCAAGUCUCUAAAGGCCACACAGGAUGAGAUCAACCAGGCUCGUAGCAAGUUGUCCCAGAUUCAGGACAGCCAGCAGGAAGUGUCUAAAAACAUUGAGCAGUACAAUAGCACCUUGAAUGGAACCCACGGAGGCAGUAUGACCAACCUGGCCGACAUGAGCGAAGGCUUCAGUGACAGAGAGAACGGAGGAUUCCCAGCCAUGGUGAGAACAGCACAGGAGGAUCCAUUCAAAGUGAAGCCAUCUGUGUUCAACAGUCAGCCGCAGGAGCUUCCCACUGACCCCUUCCACUCUGAAGACCCCUUCAAAACAGACCCAUUCAAAGAUCCUUUUGGAGGAGACCCUUUCAAAGAGACAGAUCCAUUCAAGGCUUCAUCAGAAGACUUCUUCAAGAAGACCACAAAGUUGGAUCCCUUCUCCACACCAGAUCCCUUCAGUAAAAGUGCCACAUUACCCUCCAAGCAAACCAGUCACUUCACAAGCAGUGACCCAUUCUCUUCAAGCAACCCAAAACCCAAAGGAUCAGACCUGUUUGGCACCUUGGAUCCAUUUGGCAGCAGUUCAUUCAGCAGCAGUAACAACAGCUCUGCGGGAUUUGCAGACUUCAGCCACAUGUCGAAGCCCAGAGACCCAUUUGAAGGCAGGGCCAGCUGGUUACCAGACUACCAGAAGUCAGUAUUUGUGGAUGACCCAUUCAGCAGGAAGAAUGACAUGCCAGCUCUGCCACCGAAGAAAAGUGUUCCCCCAAGACCCAAACCGCCUAGUGGUAAGAGUACACCAGUGAGCAUGUCUGGAACAGUUGACCCUUCCAAACCAUGUGACCCCUUCCAGCCAUUCGGCAGUGAUGCCAUCGACCCUUUUCAGAGUAAAAAGGGCCCAGGAGACCCCUUCAGCGGCAAAGACCCUUUCGCACCAUCUUCAGCAUCAAGACCUGAAAAAGUCAAGUUUGGGAAUGAGGCUCAGCAGUUGGAGUGGGCUAAGAGAGAGAGUGAGCGAGCAGAGCGUGAGCGACUGAAGAGGCUUAGACAGCAGGAGCAGGAAGACCUGGAGCUGGCCAUUGCCCUCAGCAAGGCUGAGAUGUCCAACGCAUGACCUGGAACCCCCACCACAUACAGAUACACACACAGCAGGUAGACAAGCUAACAUGCAGGCAAACAUGACUGACAUCUAAUUAUUCAGAUACAAAGCACAUCACUGAACUAACUCUCAAGUGUUGGCAUAAACUCUGUCCUCACACAGACACACACACGUAGGACCUACACCACCACUAUUUACAUUCCCCUACACUCAGUAACUCUGUCUGGACACUGAUUCUGCUUUAAAAAACAAGACAACAAUUCUGAGGGCCGAGAACUCAUCACUGCAAAACUCACUGACAGAGAACUGAAGGAUGAAGAAGGAGUGGAGAAGGAGGAGGCAAGAGGGGCUUGAUGGAAACAAACGGAUGCACUGUGCACAUGCACUAUAGUGGCUGGACAGUAACAAGCUGGAUCCAUUCACUGGACAUAGCAGACAAGCUGACCAUUGCUGAUGGAACACCGCAGCAUUUUGAAUUGCAGUGUCCUGUUUUUCUUUUCCAGCUUCACUCACAGUCAGUGGCAUGUUCAGAUUUUUUGACUCGGGUCAUCCAAGUGGGGCACUGACUUGUGCAGGGUUAGCAGGAAGUACUUGCAUGCACACACACACACACACGUUGAAACGGCAUUAAUUUACCAUUUCUCAUGUGUACUUUUAUAACUAGCAUUACAGUAUCUCACAGUUUCUUACAUUCCUGUGUUUAAAAUUUGUAUUUAAAAGAUAUACACUGUCAUCAGUCACAACGCAGGGGAGUUGCACCAUACAAAUAUACUAUAAGGCUUCAUUAUUUUAUCCUUUAAGAUCAAGAAGACCUUUACCUUUUAAGUUAACAAAAAAAACAACAUACGUUUGAAAGUACUGGUCAAACAGUUGGUUUGAACUAAGGUCCCACCUUCCACUGGGUGACAGCCAGUCAUACUUGAGAAUUAUAGCAUGGCACUUUGGGAGGCCUGUCAGAUUUCAGCGGUGGUCAGUGCCACCACAGACUACCCACCUGGACAUGCCCCUGCUCAUAGUGAGGGGAAGUGAGCAAUGCUGACUUGGUAACAUUUCUCAGUUCUAACAAGCAGCAUUGAAGAAAAAUAACAGUACAAUUCAAACUGCUAAGGUAUUUCUUUAAAGGGAUGUUUUCCUCAUAUAUAGGGAUGACAUGAUAUAUCAUUGCGCUACUGAUCGUAUAGACUGUGUCAGUAUUUAGUGUUGAGAUGUUCUGCUGAUAAGAAAAUGCUACAGAGUGAGUGUUAAAUAAGUAUUUGUUUAUAGAGAAGACUGGAUUGAAUUUAUUAUUUUCUUUAAGGAAAUACUGUCACAGACCUAGACUCAGAUAAGAAGUGGGGAGGUCAAUAUUAGUUGAGUUUUUUCACUCGUACUGGAGACUUUUUUCCUCUGCUUUGUGCAAAGCUGGCUGUACAGAAAUGUAAUUAAUAUUGAUCUUCUCAUCUGAUUCUGGGUGAGUUGAAGCAUGUUUCCACAAAUAUCAGUUUUCCUUUUCAUUUUAUAGCGCAUCUACCGUUAAAUCAGAGACUUUCAGCUGCAGUCCAGACAGGGCUGGAUUAUCAACCAGGCAACUCAGAGAUCCACAGGUGGCCCCAAGGCUCCUGGUUCACAGUGUGGCCCUUAGUUUGUGGUCAUAUUUUUCAUUGCUAAUUUCUUUAGGAAUAUGCUAUACCACUGAAGCACAAUAUAAACUGAAAUGAUGAGGGUCUCAAGGCACUGCUUGCAUUAUAACCUAUUCAUCAAGUCCUGUGUCCUUAAAACUUAACCCCCCCACUUUGUGACAUGACCUUUCUGAUGUAAAUUUAUUCUUUCCAAGCCCAACACCAGUAAUGUCGCUGUGACAUCAUCGGGUGAUUUUCUCAGACUUCUGUCUCUUCCAGAGCCACAGAAGAUCAUCCAACUUCCCAGCUCCUGUUUACAGGCUUAGUAGUGCUGAUGUGUAAACUGAUCUUUAUAUAUAACUUUAUUUAUAUUAUAACUUUAUUAUUUGGUUAUAUUGUAUUUGUGUGGUGCGUAUUCCUAAAUAAAUGUGUGCUUAAUGAAAUUAUCACAAACUAAUACUAAGUACUAAUUAAUAUACAUAAUGUACACAGAGUGGGAGAAAGGGGGAGUCAGUAGGGGCCUGCUUUUUGCCCUGAGGACCCCUAGAUUAGACACUCCUGUUCUCUGGGUCAGUGGCUCCUCGUGAAAAAGAAAACUUAGAACCAACAUUAUUAGGAUAUGUUCGCAUUUCACUCGUCACAUUAUUGAAGGAGGGGAAAAGCAACUGCUCUUCAGCUGCAUUAUAAGAUACACUGAUGAAGAUCCAUUACCCUGGUUCCUUCUAAUGUGACAAGUACCUGACAAAUGAAAAUGAUAGUUUCACAUGUGAACAUAUCCUGUGGAGUGACAGUAACAAAUUGUACAGAUAUAUUUUCUUUGUCAUGAGUGUGAGGUCGUACUGUGGAGAGUUAGUUAUGAUGACCUGCGGUACUCUCUCUCCCAGUGUCCAGUGUAUAUAGAUAGACAGAGCUAACUUUGCCUCCUCUCGACAGCUGUGCUCUGAUCCUAAUGCUGUGAUGCCACACCACAUCCAUCAAAUGAAAGGCAAGAUGAGGGAAUUCAUUUUUCUACAUUUGACUUGUUUUAUUUUUAGAGAGCAAUAGUUUUAACAGUCUUGAUUUCAUGCGCUGGUUAUUUUUAUUUUUAUUUUGUCAUGUUUUGUUUUAAAAGAACAACCAAAUGGAUGUAGUUGUUUUGUGAUUGAGUUCAGUCACUCCAGUGUGCUACAGACCAGUAAGCACAGGCUGCGGAGUGUUUGGAAAGGUUUGGAACUGGCUGAAAUCAGGUGUCAUUAGGCUAGAAAUCGUGCUGUCUGUUGUGUCAUAGUGUGCUGUCCCAACAUGGGUUUAACCACUGACCUUGUUUUAUAUGAGUUGUCCCUUUUACUUGAAGUGGUGACUGAUGUUUGAGUGAAACAGACUGAAAUCAACUCGAGUUUGAUCUCACCUGGACUUAAAGGCAGAACAGAUUCUGCUGAACUCUUUUUCUGAAGGCUUUCUGUUACACUCAGACCCCUCUGUUGUCUUUUCAAAUAUCAUGUUGUGUCUUUUAUAUGUGAGUUUGAAUUCUGUGCAUGUCCAUGACCAGUCAUAUACUUCAGUGUUUUGCCACAUGCAUGCUCUGCAGUAGGAUUCUGCUCAGAGCACAUACACUUUGUUCUGCUGAACUUUUUUCUCAUGACUGUAACUUGGUAAUCAUGGUGAAAAAGAAAUCUUACAAUUGGCUUAGUUGAAGCAAAGCUUGAUUACAUUGUUAGCGUUCCUUAAUGAGACCAGUUGUAACCACUAAGAGUACUUUGGUCUCUGGACCGUUUUAUGGUGUAUUACAGUGCUGGAUGUCUUCUGAUAGAACUCAAACCUUUCAUUCACUCUGACUCUGUUCAUUAAAUUUGUUACAGGAACCAUUUUGAAAAAAAAAAAGCUCCUCUUCCCAACCUGUAAGGCAGAAAGGCAGGUACAUAAGAACAAAAAGGUGAUUUUGUAAAACCAUUGAAGGUGCAGGAUUUCACGAGUGAAAUGGUGUGUUAUGGAUAGAUUUGAUUUUGUUGCUGAUUGUUUGCAUUGACAAACAUUUUAAUUAUUUUACACCUGCUCAUUCGUUGUAUCUGGCCUUAAAUGUUGCUAAAUUGUUGAGUUUAUAUUUUCAACUUUCUUCCCAUACCAAAUAUUCUGAAUGCUUAUUUUACUGAAAUGUUGAGGAGCCAUCAGAUAUCCAUCCACAAGUGUAAUACAUAAUAUAAUGGUUCUGGAUCAGGGCUAGGUCUUUGUAAGGUGCCAACAAGAUGCAUCUGGGAUGAAAGUCCAGAACAAACAAAAUACUUUUUAAUAAUAUAAUUGCACAGACACAUUGUGAUGAAAAAUACUUUGUAUCUACUAAGGUGGUCUUGGUGUUUGGUCACAGCAGCCUCUGAUGAAGGCAUUGCACUGACUGGUACAACAAGAUGACCUCAUGUUAAUUAGUUUGGUUGCUUCUCCAGUCACCACAUUGAACAAGGUGAUGGUAAUGAGAGGGUCAGUAGCAUGACUGAAAUGUCGAACAACUUUUCCCCACCAAGUAUUAUAUGUGUGUGUGGAACUGGCUUUUUGGGGCUAAAAAUGCUUAAAAAAAAAUUCUGUGUAAUGUGAAAUCAUCCAAAUUGGACAGAAAUGCUGGAGUUAAAGUUGAUGUGCAGCCACUGAUUCUACCACAUAGAGAUAUGAACUGCCUCUCCCUGCCAUUUUUGUCUUGUUUACAUAUCGUGAAUAUUUACUUUGCUGUAGCUGUCACAAACUGUGUACCUGCAGGGGAGCAGUGUCCCUGGGAUGAGCUUCUCUAAGCUGUACAUAACAUAACACCUCCUGAAGUGCUUCCAUCUACCUCUGAGCCAUUAAAACCACGUUGAACCUUUGCCAUGCUCCUGUCACAUGGUAGUGAAAAUAUUAACUUGUGAGGUACUUCAUCUGUUCGUCUGUUUUCAUUCCUCAUUGAAACCGAAGGGUGUUGUUAGCUGCUAACAAGCUAGCUUGUUGUCAGCUGUUACCUGCUCGUUUUAAUAAGGAAUGCCAACACGAAACACUUUGCUAACAAGGUAUUUUAAGUUAUGUUAGUGCCACCUGAAGUAUAAGACUGCUGUUAUUCUAUGUGUUCCAUUUUCAACAAAUCCCCUGAAAAUACCAACACCACCAUGUUAGCCUCUCACUUUCCAACUCCCCUGUUCUAUUCUGGUUUUGUUCCUAUUGAACAUGUGAAUCUUUCAAAGAAAAGUCACAAAAAUACGUUGGAAUUAUAAUGUAUUUUUAAUAGUAAUUUGUUGUAUCCUAAAACACCUAGGCACUGUAGUUUUAGUGUUAUGGUAAUGCUAAUGUUGACAUUACAUUACGUAACAUGCUGCUAACUGCCAGCUAACAAGCUAGUUUGUUGCCGGCUAGUAACCAUUAGUUUAAUAUGGAAUGCCAUUGCUAACAAAGUAAUUUCCAGUUAAGUAAAGUUCCACCAACUUGUUCAGAAUAAUGUGGCAUCCUGCACAACAAAAAGGAAACAACUAUUCAAGUGUCCAAGUGUCCCUUUCAGUUUGGUCUCAGGGUGUCUGUGUUUUAAUCACAGCCAAACGCGGGAACAGAUGUGUCAUGUAGAACAGGUCUGAGUGUCACAGGAUGCAGUGGGGUCGUCUGCUCUGGGAGGAGAUUUUGGGUACCCUGUGUUACUUUAAAGAGCAAGUUACAAUAUUACAAACCUGACCAGAUAUGUGAUGCUAAGUGCUGCUACGGACACGUUUCAGUCAGUAUGAAGAAGUCUUGACACUGGAUGCCCAGCCUCCUGUGAACUGUGACCCUCUGUCUGUCCUUCAUGUGUUUCUGUCCACCUCCCUCUUGAUUCCCAGCCCAUUUGUUGUGUAUUGCUUUGUGAGCUCCAGACCAGUACCAUCAUUCAUACUGUAUUUGUCAUCUGAUAUCUCCAUUGUGCAAUAGAUAAUGUUUAUUUUUAUUGUUGUUUUGCGUAUCCUGUGAAACUAGUGUAAUGUUUUUGAUGUGUAGCGUAUGUUUUUAAUAUGAUUAUUUAUGCACCUGCAACCACCCACUCCUCUGUCCUGACUUUGUAGAGGAAGUUCAUUCUUUGAUUUCAUUUCACCAGCUGCACAAUCUACUAAACUUUCUCUCCAAAAUGCUUUUGAUCUAUUUCAGGGAAAGAAAAUGGUAAGACAAUGUUCAUUACUCCAAAUUUGUAAUAAUCAGAAAUGUUAGCAAUUGGAAAUUAAAUCUUUAUAGGGUGACAGCUGGAAAAUAUCAAGAUUGUCUGAGUUUUAAUAUUCAUUUUAUUUCUCUCUCAAAAUGAUGGAUAUUUCAGUUACUGUACUGACAUACUGAUGCUUAAUUGUAAGAAGCCAUGUUGGCGAAAUAAUCUGAGCUGUCUUUAUUAAGAUGCAUACAAUGUGUAUACAGUCUGUACAGUAUCAUGUCUGUUAUAUUUGUCCUAUAAAAAAUGAAGACAAAGAAGAAAAAGUAAACUUGAUUAGGGACCAUUUGGAGGAUGGCUUACAGUUACACUAAUAGCUGAGGAGAGAGCAGACGCUGGUUUAUUUUGAACAGUGUUCCUCUCGACAUGGUCUGUACUGUUUACUAAAAUAAA